AUGGCUGCAACUGCCAUGUUGCUCUCGGUCUGCCAUGUUGCUGUCCCUUGCUAUCAUGGCCUUAGUGAGGGCAAUCAGUUCUACCUUUUGGGCCGACGUGUCCCUGGCAGUCCAGAUAACUUGAUGUUCAUCUACCACAACUGCUCCAUCAUGUCUCUUCUCUUCCUCAAGAUAGCUGCUUCAGUCUGUGUACCAGAAAAAAGAAAUAAUGAAGAGAAAUUGCCCUUUAAGGCAAAAAACUUUGCUUUUUCCAAUUGUGCCAUUUUGGGAUCGUCCUUGUGGACUGGUCUUGGUGAUUCUGUGAAGCAUUUGGGACGCAGAGGCCUUCAGGACAACACCAUCAAGAUCUGGGAUAAAAACACCCUGGAAUGCAGGCGGGUCCUCACGGGCCACAUGGGCUCCGUCCUGUGUCUGCAGUACGAUGACAGGGUAAUCGUCACGGGCUCCUCGGACUCCACCCUCAGAGUGUGGGAUGUAAAUGCAGGUGAAAUGCUAAACACAUUGAUUCACCACUGUGAAGCCUUUCUGCACCUGCGCUUCAAUAAUGGCAUGAUGGUAACCUGCUCCAAAGACCGUUCCAUCGCUGUGUGGGAUAUGGCUUCCCCAACUGACAUCACCCUCAGGAGGGUGCUGGUGGGACACCGAGCUGCGGUCAAUGUUGUAGACUUUGAUGACAAGUACAUCGUUUCUGCCUCUGGAGAUAGAACCAUAAAGGUGUGGAACACAAGCACCUGUGAUUUCGUAAGGACCAUGAAUGGGCACAAGCGUGGCAUUGCCUGUUUGCAGUACAGAGACAGGCUGGUGGUGAGCGGCUCCUCUGACAAUACCAUCAGGCUGUGGGACAUAGAGUGUGGAGUGUGUCUGCGAGUGUUGGAAGGCCAUGAGGAGUUGGUACGCUGCAUUCGAUUUGAUAACAAAAGGAUAGUGAGUGGAGCCUAUGAUGGGAAAAUUAAAGUGUGGGAUCUUAUGGCUGCUUUGGACCCGCGUGCUCCUGCAGAGACUCUUUGUCUGCGGACACUUGUGGAGCAUUCUGGACGAGUUUUCCGCCUCCAGUUUGAUGAAUUCCAGAUUGUCAGUAGUUCACAUGAUGACACAAUUCUCAUCUGGGACUUCCUGAACGAUCCAGCUGCUCAUGCUGAACCACCCCGCUCCCCUUCUCGGAAAUACACCUACAUCUCCAGAUAAAUAACCCGACACUGGCCUCAUAAUUGCCCAGGACUCGUAAUGUUGCAGUAUUUAACAUACUUGCCAAGACCAGGAUGAACUAUAAUCAGACUCCUACCCGGAUUCCCGGAUGGAUCA
This is a messenger RNA of Mus pahari (shrew mouse), 1302 nucleotides long. Its product is annotated as F-box/WD repeat-containing protein 1A-like. The coding region runs from base 1 to 1185 and encodes 394 amino acids. The transcript is spliced from 4 exons. The record is from RefSeq and is a predicted model, not a curated record. Lineage: Eukaryota; Metazoa; Chordata; Mammalia; Rodentia; Muridae. Gene Ontology annotation, molecular function: protein binding.